UGUUUCCUUCUCUCUCUCCCUCUCCCUCUUCAGCUUUCAGAGGCAGCUUCUCGCGGAUUUAACGUCAUUGUUUUAAUCUCUCUUUCGCUCCAUCCCUUAAUCUCCUCUACCUCUUCGUUUUGGCACAUUCGCACUCUCUCUCUUUCAACCUUGCACUACUCGGAUUGUACUUCACCCUCUCUCUCACUCUCCCUUUCUCUCUCGUUCUUCAUCUCUAUCUGCGCAUUCUUUUGCUAGAACCUACUGCAGGAGCCUCAUCUUCGCCAUUUAGAUAAGAAAUGGCUCUGAACGUCCAACUACCUUCACAUAAAUCGACAACCAAGAUCAGCCCUCCUGCGUUGUCUCUAACCUUAGUGCUGAUCCUCUUCCUUUCUCUCCUUGGCUACUACACCCUUCACAAGACACAGACAACAAUGGCUGCUCACCACUUCCACAGGACCUUCAUCGAGGCCUCGAACAACGACACCAUCUCUUCUUACCUACGGUCUCUCACCCUACACCCACACGUCGCGGGCACCCCAAACGCCCUCAGAACUCGACAGUACGUCCUAGAGCAACUCACUCAGUUAGGUUUCGACACCCAUGUGGUGAAGUAUCAACCUUUGCUAUCUUACCCUUCUUAUAGAUCUCUCAGCGUCCAGUUCCCCGAUGGGACCUGCCAAUCUCUCCCUCUAGAUGAAUUUCGAUCAGGAGAGGUGAUAGAACCAUACCAUGCUUACUCUCCUUCCGGGAAUGCAGCGGGGAAGGUGGUCUAUGUCAAUUACGGAAGGAGGGAGGACUACUCGAAGUUGAGGGAAAUGGGCGUGAACGUUAGCGGCUGCGUGGUUAUUGCUAGAAAUGGGGGCCUCUUCAGAGGGAAGGUGGUGGAGAUAGCAGCCGGGGAGGGUGCCGCAGGGGUGCUUCUGUACACGGGGAGGGAACGGUAUGGCAUGAAAAACAAGAGCAUGGAGGACGAUGGGAGUGUUGGAAGGUUCUUUCCCAUGGAUGGUAUUGAGAGGGGAACAGUGAUGAGAGGGUUGGGGGACCCCCUGACGCCUGGUUGGGGUGGGGUUGAGGGCGGCGAGAGGCUGGGGUUGAGGGACAAAGAGGUGAUGGAGAGGUUUCCCAAGAUACCCUCCUUGCCUAUCUCCUUUGACAACGCCAGGACCAUCCUGAAGGCUCUAGAGGGGCCAGAGGUGCCGUUCGAGUGGAGGGAUGGUGCCCUGGAAAUGGGUGUUCUCAAGGUUGGGAGUGGGCCAGUUGCUGUGAACCUAACUUACUCGGAGAAUCGGACAAUUGCAGAGAUUGGAAAUGUUUUUGCAGUCAUACAGGGGUCUAUGGAACCGGAUCGCUAUGUUCUCCUUGGCAAUCAUAGGGAUGCAUGGACAUAUGGUGCUGUUGAUCCUAAUAGUGGAACUGCGGCCCUCCUGGACAUUGCCCGUAGGUUCAAAAUUCUCCUGAACCAUGGCUGGAAACCUAGAAGGACAAUUAUCCUCUGUAGCUGGGAUGCAGAAGAAUUUGGAAUGAUUGGAUCAACAGAGUGGGUGGAACAAAACCUUCAUAUCCUUGAGUCAAAGGCUGUGGCAUAUCUUAAUGUAGACUGUGCUGUUCAAGGACCUGAUUUCUUUGCUGGUGCAACUCCCCAGUUGGACAAUCUCAUUGUUGAAAUCACAAAGCAGGUUAGUGACCCAGAUUCAGACUAUGAGACCGUUUAUCAAUCGUGGAAUGCAUCGGAUGGUGGUUUCAAGAUUAGACGGCUAAGUGGAGUUGCUUCAGAUUUUGCUGCAUUUCUGCAGCAUGGCGGCAUUCCUUCUGUAGAUCUAUAUUUCGGGAAAGAUUAUCCUGUAUAUCAUACUGCAUAUGAUUCAUAUGAAUGGAUCAAAAAGUUUGGUGACCCAGUAUUCCUUCGGCAUGUAGCAGUGUCUGGAAUUUGGGGGCUUUUAGCCCUUCGUCUUGCAGAUGAUCCUGUCCUUCCUUUCGAUUAUCUCUCCUAUGCAUCUCAGCUAGAGAAACACACAAAGGCGUUGGAGGAAAUUGUGGCUAGGAAUGUGUCUCUUGAGCCGAUAACGGGUGCAGUCAAGGAACUUUCUGCGGCUGCAAGCAUAGCUUCAGUGGAAGCGAAAGAACUGCUCAUGUUGCCUGUUAAUGUUGCAUGCGAUCUGCAGAGGCGCUCGAUCAAUGAUCGCCUCAUGCUUACAGAGAGAGGUUUCUUGGAUGACGAAGGACUCAGAGGAAGAAAAUGGUUCAAACAUCUGAUAUAUGGUCCUUCAAGGGAUGGAGAAAGCAAGCUUGAUUUCUUUCCGGGAAUAGUGGAUGCAGUUGCUGAAUCUCGAAUGAUGUCUAAGGAAGGAGGACAAAAAUUGGUGCAGCAUGAAGUGUGGAGGGUAAGUAGAGCCAUUCUGAGAGCUGCUCAUGUCCUGAGAGGAGAUCUCACAUAGGAUCAAUUAGGUCUCACCCUAAAGAGCUUGAUACAUGCAUGCACGUGAGCUUGUGCAUGCUCUUGCCUGGAUUGGCAGUUUUUGUGAACGAGCGUUAUGUAAAUAUGCUAGCUCUUUCUGUAAAGGUUAUGUUAUACUACAUAUUGAGAGAAAAAAAUAAAAUGUGUCCCCGUA
Molecule: messenger RNA, 2591 nt
Organism: Nymphaea colorata (pocket water lily)
Lineage: Eukaryota; Viridiplantae; Streptophyta; Magnoliopsida; Nymphaeales; Nymphaeaceae
Product: probable glutamate carboxypeptidase AMP1
Exons: 10
Coding region: 279-2417 (712 amino acids)
Molecular function (GO): carboxypeptidase activity
Source: RefSeq, a predicted model, not a curated record